AUGGCGGUUUCGCCGUUCGCGGCGAAACUGUCCACCAACUUCGUCCCCUGCGACUCUGAGCUCGAGGAAAUCAGGGGGUACCUUGCGGGAUACUUCGCUAAGCUGGCCGAGUUGGACAGCCAAAUCGCACAAUGGCAAGCGAAGAUCGACGAGCUGGCGGCCACGCGCGAUUGCGUCAAGGCGGUUAUUGGACAACAUGCUGCACUUAUUUCUCCAAUGCGACGCGUACCUGAAGACAUCCUCAGAGAGAUUUUCUUAUAUUGUCUUGCAGCUGAGCCCGUCGCACUUGUCGAUGCACGGCGGGCACCGAUGCUUUUGACGCAUGUCUGCGCCUCUUGGCGGCACCUUGCCCAUGCCAUGCCCGCUCUCUGGAACUCUAUACAUAUUCCCGGCGGCAGCUUCUCCCAAGCUGGUGGCCUCGGUGAUAUGCUCAGCUUCAAUGCAGAAGUCGUUGCGCCAUGGUUAAACCGCACCAAAGGCACUUCCCAGUUGCUAUCCCUGUCUAUGUCUUUCAAACGCCCUAAUCAGACAUGGGGACUACUCCUCAACGAGGUUUUCCCUCGUAUCCGCCGCUUAGAGCUCAAACUCGAAUCUGGCGACAAUUCGCAUAUGCACUUGUUCCUGCGGCAGACGAGUCGGGAGCUUCCGCAUCUUGAAUGUCUCAAAAUAGAUACCAAAGAGGAUAGCGGGCCAAAUUUCUGGCCGACGACGGCACUUCUAGGGAUUCCAACACUUCGUUCUGUCUCUCUACGCAUCCGGGCAGAUCCAAUGAAGCUUCCACUCCCAUGGGACCAGCUUCUUGAGCUCAACUUGCGGUGUUUCUUCAGUGCUACCACCAUCGCUGCUGUAUUUGUGGGUGGUCUAUCGGUGGCUGAUGCACUCGAUCUUCUUCGUCGGUGUCCACGACUGCGAAAAUGCUCCCUACAAAUCACACGCGGUGGCCAGUUUCAACCUCGCUCGCUCGCUAACGCAAUCGAGUUGCAAGAUUUGGCUAUUACCGACGCCAUUUUCUUGCCCCAGCUAUUAGAGCGCAUCGAUGCUCCGAACCUUCAACGACUAUCCUUAUCACCAAAAAUUGGGCGGGAAGAUGAUGACCGGCCUGCUUUCUUGAACGCCAUACAACCACACGCAGCCAACCUGACAAGCGUCGACUUCGUCAUCACCUUGUUCAAUACCCAAACACUGAGGUCUUUCCUUGCUAUGGUUCCCGUUCUUCGUGAACUUGUUCUCAGGAGUGCAGCAGCCCGGAGCGAGGGCGUUAUUGGUCGGGAGGAGAUCCUUGAAAACAGCAUCCUCGGUAGUCUCACGCCAAUGAGCGCUCCGGAUGCGAGUGUGUACUGCCCCCUCCUCACCCAUGUCGAGUUCGCGUCGUGUGCUCAGUUCUCGGACUGGAAGCUCGCGGAAUUCAUCGAGAAGCGGAUGACCUGCGAGGUUCGGCCGACACUGCGCUCUGUCAUCGUCUCGUUUGAGCGCCCGAUGCUGAGGGACAUUAUGCCCCAUAUUUCACGCUUCUUUGCGGCGGGCCUACGGGUGCAACUCGAGUGGUCGAAGAGCAUUGCGUGGAGGUAUGAUCCUCAUGCGGGUUUGUGUGAUUUGUAG
Mycena indigotica is the source of this 1599-nucleotide messenger RNA. RefSeq lists its product as uncharacterized. Bases 1 to 1599 code for a protein of 532 amino acids. NCBI's taxonomy places the organism in Eukaryota, Fungi, Basidiomycota, Agaricomycetes, Agaricales, Mycenaceae. The transcript has a single exon. The record is from RefSeq and is a predicted model, not a curated record.